Messenger RNA from Emericellopsis atlantica, 3536 nucleotides. RefSeq names its product armadillo repeat protein. Gene Ontology annotation, biological process: proteasome-mediated ubiquitin-dependent protein catabolic process. The coding region runs from base 412 to 3453 and encodes 1013 amino acids. The transcript has 3 exons. Gene Ontology annotation, cellular component: GID complex. The record is from RefSeq and is a predicted model, not a curated record. Lineage: Eukaryota; Fungi; Ascomycota; Sordariomycetes; Hypocreales; Bionectriaceae.
GAAUGAGUAAACAUUCGCAGAUGCUGCUUGCAGCGGCAGCGGAAAUCGGUAUCGAUAAGACACACUGCGAUAAGGCUGAUAAGAUCCAUGAGCUAAGGUUCCUUCCCAACGUGACGCCAUGCGGCGUCUACGUCCUGACCACACUCAUUAAUGCGCGGUGGCUUCCGAACAUCAUCACAAUCACAGUAUAUUGAUGCGCACCAUCCUCGAUAAUCGACAAUAGGCUUGGCACUGCGCUGCACAAAUUAUUAACCGCCUUGGGUCUUCUGCGUAUGGGAGGUUCCGGAUUUGUCGCCGUGUCCCGACUUCCGACUUCCGCCCUCCAGCGAAGCAUUUACUUUUCCGAAUACCUCUAUGCUCAACGUAGCCAACUCUGCCACCGAGACGACGAGCUAGCACGAUUCAGAUCUCAUGGCGCGCCCUCAUGAUCCUCCCAUACUGGGCCAGCUUCGGACUGCGCGCACAACCACCGAGCAAGCCGCUGCGCUGCGGGCCUUGAAGAACGAUGCGGUUGGCCAUGUCCAGAAAAAGGAGCAGUGGAUCGGCCUCGGGGUCCUGGAGCCAAUUGUCCGCACGAUAGAAGCCGAUAAAGGCUCGUCAAAGCUGAAUGGGAAAUCAAAGCACAGGCGGUUUUCCUCGCGACCGCUCACGGGUGAAGACGACGCGCAGCUUCAAGCUCUGCAGUGCCUGGCUAGCUUCGCCAAUGGGGGCCCUGCUUUUCUCGCGCCCGUACUUGCCAGCGACGCCUUACCGGAGGUUCUAGCAAAAAUCUGUCCAUAUGCGAACCCGGGGAGAAUUGUGCUUGCGGCACUGCGCGUUCUGGAAGGAGUCGUGGAGUCUUCGCUCCUGGCCACGCCGUCAUCGCCGCACAAUACGCAAUCACUCGCCGAAGAGAUCCUGGUGGCGCCCUAUAUCGAAUCUUUCAACGCGAUACUAACAGGAUCGACGGAUAACCAUAUCAUCCAAGCACAGAUAGAAGCGGUCUGUAACUUGAUAUCGAAACUAUGCAAUGAAGAAAAGCAGCAGCAAGCGCUGACUAUGAGUGGCACAUUGGACGUUCUUGCUUUGCGACUAGCGAGCUUUGCAGUCGCUGAUGGAUCAGCAGUCCCAGGCGCUGUUGAAGCAGCAAAGCGAGACGGGCUGUUUGAGGCUUUCCCAGCGGCAGCCCCGUUGAGCGCAAAGCUGGACCCGGUAUUGCAAGCCAUUGCCGCUAUAGUCGGGGAGUCCAAAUAUCGUGCAGUGCGCCUCACUCUUACGCCUGCGAUCCUGGCUGUCUUUCCUGUUCUUCCGUUCCCGGCCCCAAAGUGGUUGAACACGAGCCGAGCGCUGUUGGGUUACCCCGUCGAGGAUGACGGCGAGAAUAUGGAUUUGUCGCCUCUAGAGUACGCCCUGCCCGCGGUACCUCUAGCUUCCUUCAGUGGAGGAAUAACCGCUCUCAAUGGCCUUGGCAGAGGAGCCGCAGACAUUGCAAACGGGACGCACACAAGUCAAGAUCAGCCGGAGAGCCCUCUCCUCCCGUGGCUUGUGCACCUUGUGCGGUCUCGGCAGGAUGAGGAGCGGUUGGUGGCAGCGUCACUACUUGCGCUGCUUUAUCGAGCAGGAUUGGGCAACUCGACUAUUCGCGAAGCGAGCAUUGGGCUGCUCGUUGUGCCGCUUGUGGUCAGCAUGAUUGCGACCGCCAUGGAGAAACCCGCAGCGGCAGGAGUUGCGGCACAAGCAAGGCAGCGUCAGAUCCUCGAGCAAGGUCCCGUGGUCCUGGCGCGGUUGAUACUAGACUCGGAGCACUUGCAAAGGGUCGCCUCCAAAUGCAAAGCUGUGUCGGUGCUCACAAGGCUGCUAAAGUUGUCGUACACCCCUCCCGACGUUCUUCAAGAACCGGGCUUAUGGACACCUUACCCAGAUGGCGACAUGGAAGUCGAGACGAACUCUCCAAAAACGCAACUGGGAGAUCAAGGCCAAAACCCUCGUAUUGCGCAUUUGAUCCGAGUGCGGGAGGGCGCGCUGAAGGCCGUUGCGGCACUGGCUUCAGGAAAGGAGGAGUAUCGUAAGGCGUUCAUUGCCGAAGACUUUCUGCCUUAUGUGACAGAGUCUUUGACUGAGUAUCCCCAGAAGCCACAGCCACCGCCGUCAGCAGCAAAAGAUCAAGCCAAGAACAGCAACUCCAAAGGCUCGAGACGGGCGUCGAAAAUUACGCCUGGAUACGGACGAAACUCUUUGGGCGUUCUCAUCGGUGCAUGCCAUGUGAUCAGAACAAUCUCUCGGUCCCUUAGCUCCUUGCGAACGGCGCUUGUGGAUCACGGAGUUGGUUUCCGUAUCCUCGAUUUGGUGAAGCAUCCCCAGCUAUGCGUGGCCAUCCCGGCGACUGCGGCGAUCACAAACCUUGUUGUGGAUGCGAGCCCGGUCUGCGAGCCACUGGUUGAAGCUGGCGUCAUGGGCGUGCUGUGUGAGCAUGCUCACGCCCACGACCCUGAACUUCGUCUCAGCGCCCUCUGGGCCCUCAAGCAUCUGGUUGAUGCACUGGGCCCCGACCAGAAGAAGGAGUGCCUUCGCGAGUUGCAGCCAGCAUGGCUGAUGGAGCUGAUACACAACGACCCUGAUGACGACCUUUCCCGCGUUAACGGCAACCGCUCGCAGGAUGAGGAUGACAUGGAUGAAGAAGAGGAUGAUGAAGAUGAAGAGGAGAAGGAGGAGGAGGAAGAGGAAGACGAGGACUCGAUGGGUCAUCAGCAUCGUUGGUUCAGUGGGGUUGACGGCGACUUUGUGGUGCUCGAUGCCUCGGGAUCUUCUCGGAUGCGCGCGGCGGAAGACCAGCUUGCCCAGGUACGGGAUAGGGAGCUGAAUCCUGCACGCAAGGCCCGCAACAACGACAUUGCGGUCCAGGAGCAGGCGCUCGACUUCAUCAGGAAUAUGAUUGGGCGACCGCCGAGCACCGCCUAUGCUUAUACGUCUGACGACAUGAGCUCGAUGAUUGACCACCUCCUCAGGGUGAUUGGGGAAGACCGGUUCUUUGGAGUUUUGAAGGCCAAGCUCCGCCCGAGACACACGCAACCCUUCUCCCGGCGCCGUGCUGGCUCCGGUCGCGACUCACGGGUUGUCUAUCCGCAGCCGCAAAUCAUCGCAGCCGUCAUCCACGUACUCGUCCACAUUGCAGGUAGUGACAAUGAGCACCGAAAACUCAUCAUGUCGCAGAGGGAACUGCUACAAUCUGUCACCCAGCAAAGCACCAAGGACAAGCAGGUUCGUUUGGGUAUAUGCCACUUGGCCAUGAACCUGAUGGAGUUCGACGAACGGUCCACAUUCGAGGAGGCCAAGACGCGCGCGUCUGAGUUGAAUGAGUUCGGAUUCACUGGCCGGCUCGAAGAGAUCAGAGGCGAGACGCGGGACCUGGACAUUAAGGAGCGGUCCAAGGAAGCACUGACGGCGAUUCAAAUACCUGCGUUUCACGCCUAUUGAUGGGAUCGCGCUUGGGAGGCCGCGUCCUUGGGAGUCGAGCCCAGUAGGAUUUGCUGGGUGUUGGACAGGAACCUAAUGCAUGU